Molecule: messenger RNA, 1314 nt
Organism: Pangasianodon hypophthalmus (striped catfish)
Lineage: Eukaryota; Metazoa; Chordata; Actinopteri; Siluriformes; Pangasiidae
Product: deoxyribonuclease gamma
Exons: 9
Coding region: 281-1138 (285 amino acids)
Biological process (GO): DNA catabolic process
Cellular component (GO): nucleus
Molecular function (GO): DNA nuclease activity
Source: RefSeq, a predicted model, not a curated record
AGAGAAGGACAGAUGGGGCAUCAGGGGGGCAUCAGGGGGGCAGAUUAAUGCACAAACAUUACCACACUAGCUUGCUGAGGUUGCUGAGUGCAAAUGUGCAGAUUAAGACAUGAACAGAAAGCAAAGUCCAAGCAGGUCACGUGACUGCAGCAGCCCCCUGUAUGCGUGUGCACGCGCAAUGUUACUGUCUCGAUAGAAAGAAAAGAAAGAAAAGAAAAGAAAAGAAAAGAAAGAGAGCCCGCAGUGCAGUGUUAGCGUUAGGACUACACCACACUCAGUAAUGAAGCCGGCCGUGUUUCUCCUGCUCAGCCUCGGAGGAGCCCUAAGCCUCAAAAUAUGCUCCUUCAACAUCAGAUCCUUUGGAGAAAGCAAAAUCUCUAAAACUGAAGUACGGAAUGUGAUACUGGAGAGUAUCAUCCGCUGUGACGUCAUGCUCGUCAUGGAAAUCAAAGAUGCUAAGGGACAGGCGUUUCCUCGGCUGAUGACUCAUCUCAACAGGAAGUACAGUGGCCAGAAGCCUGAAUACGGCUACGUCAUCAGUCAGAGGCUGGGGCGAAAAUCAUACAAGGAGCAGUAUGCCUUUGUCUACAGGCAGGAGUUGGUGUCUGUGAAGUCGGUUUAUCAGUAUCCUGACAUGCAGUCUGAAGACAUUGAUGCCUUCGCCAGAGAACCUUUUGUUGUGUGGUUUUCAUCACCGACUACAGAAAUCAAGGAUUUUGUCAUCAUACCUAUUCAUACACCUCCAGAAGCAGCAGUUAAAGAAAUUGACGAGCUGUAUGAUGUUUACCAAAAUGUCUCUCAACACUGGCAAUCGCAGAAUUUCAUCAUCAUGGGGGACUUCAACGCUGCCUGUGGCUACGUCCCCAAGAGGGAAUGGCGUAACAUUCGCCUGCGCUCAAACAGCAGCUUCGUGUGGCUAACAGACGAUAAACUGGACACUUCAGUGAAAGAGUCCACGAAAUGUGCUUACGACAGGGUGGUUCUUCAUGGAAAGUCGAUCAUCGAGGCUGUCAACACGGAGUCAGUAGAAGUGUAUGACUUCAAACAGGCGUUUGGACUCACUGAACAACAGGCCUUGGCUGUGAGCGACCAUUUUCCUCUAUGUAUUACUAUAAAUGCAGCUCAGACAAAAUGCUGACGAGAUUCAUUUCUGGACCAUGCAUUCCUUUUUUUUUCCCAAAAAAAAGAAAAGAAAAAAAACCUCUCUUGGCCUGCUCUAUACAGUAACUCAAGACUAUUCAGGUGUCACGUGAACAUUUAGGUCACAUGUUGACCUUGUUUAUGUUCAUGAUUAUUAAAGUGAAACAAUACUAA